UAUAUGUUUGAAAACUAUGAAGCACUUUGAAGGUGCUCAACAACUCCCAUUCAACCAAACGUACAGUUAAGCUAGCAACCCAUUUGCGCCCCAUGGUUUUCCUACGUUUGACUUUUCCAAUUUUCAGCUACCAAAUUCCAUAUAAAUUCAUUCCAAUCUAAUCUCGGUGUUUUCACUCCAACUUUCUCAACCUUGAUUUCCCGGCAAACACCAAAUUCCACAUAUAUAUAUAUAUAUACACAUAUAUCUUCCUGGCAAAAACCAUAUUAACCACCAUAAUUCGUCGUGCACAUUAGAAUUCUCCGCUGGAUCGGAAAACGACACCGACACAUUAAUAUUAUAUAUAUUAACCAAAGAAGUACAUAAAUCAACCAAAGAAGAGAAAAAUCAAGAAACAUCUCAAACCAGAAAAUGGAGAUUCAAGAAAAUCAGAACGAUUGGUCGGAGACAGAGAGCAUAGAGAGUACAAGAGUUGGGUACAGUGGACCACUGAGCGGACCUUUAGUGACGAACAACAAGAAAAGCAGCCGGAACAGCAGCAAAAGAAGCGUAGGAUUCAAAGAUCAGGAAGACUAUGUCGAAAUCACACUCGAUGUCACAGACGACACCGUUUCGGUUCAAAACAUCAAGGGUGGCGAUUCGGAGACGGCGUAUUUGGCGAGCCGGUUGCAGAGGAAACAAUCGGCUUCUCUGGGUUCACAGGUUUCCUUUAAACUGAGACAGGUCUCGCAGGAAUUGAAGCGCAUGACAUCAUUUUCCAAGAAACCUCAGAAGCUUGAUCGGACCAAAUCCGGUGCGGCUCUUGCUUUGAAAGGCUUGAAGUUCAUGACCAAAAAUGUAGGCAAUGAAGGUUGGUCGGAGAUCGAAAAGCGUUUCCAUAAAUUCGCCGACGCUGAUGGAACACUUCCUAAAUCAAAAUUUGGUCAAUGUAUUGAGAUGAAAGAGUCGAGUGAGUUUGCAAACGAAUUGUUCGAUGCAUUGGCUCGUAGGAGAGGAAUAACUUCAGGUUCCAUAACAAUGGAUGAGUUGCACGAAUUCUGGGAACAAAUUACGGAUCAGAGCUUCGAUGCAAGGCUUCAAACUUUCUUUGACAUGGUAGAUAAAAAUGCAGAUGGCCGGAUCACUGAAGAAGAAGUGAAGGAGAUUAUCACAUUAAGUGCUGGUGCUAACAAGUUGUCAAAAAUUCAAGAACGUGCUGAAGAAUAUGCAGCAUUGAUUAUGGAAGAGCUGGAUCCCAGAAACCUCGGAUACGUUGAGAUAUACAAUUUGGAAAUGCUACUUCUUCAAGGCCCAGCCCAAUCAACCAACCUGGCCACAGACAGCCGAAUGAUCAGCGAGCUUAUAAGCCAGAAGCUGGCCCCAACCAAAGAACCCAACCCAAUAAAGCGAUACGCCAAGAAGGUCGCAUACUUCGUUGAAGACAAUUGGAGGAGGAUUUGGGUCGUUGCUCUAUGGCUCUCAAUCUGUGCGGGCCUGUUCACUUGGAAAUUCAUGCAGUAUAAGGAUCGGGCGGUAUUUAAAGUAAUGGGCUAUUGUGUGACCACGGCUAAAGGUGCAGCCGAGACACUCAAAUUCAACAUGGCCUUGAUUCUUCUCCCAGUAUGCAGAAAUACCAUUACAUGGCUUAGAAGCAGAACAAAGUUGGGAAAAGUUGUUCCAUUUGAUGACAAUCUUAAUUUCCAUAAGGUGAUAGCUUUGGGCAUAGCAGUGGGAGUUGGUCUACAUGCUGGUUCACAUCUAACAUGUGAUUUUCCGAGGCUGCUACAUGCCACCGACGAUGAGUAUGAACCUAUGGAACCCUUCUUCGGCAAGGAACGGCCUGACGACUACUGGUGGUUCGUCAAGGGCACGGAGGGCUGGACCGGGGUGGUGAUGGUGGUGCUAAUGGCUAUUGCUUAUACAUUGGCUCAGCCUUGGUUUAGGCGGAAUAGGCUAAAACUCCCUAAUUUCCUUAAGAAACUCACAGGGUUCAAUGCCUUUUGGUAUUCCCACCACAUGUUUGUCGUUGUUUAUAUCCUAUUUGUCAUUCAUGGAUACUUUCUUUACCUCUCCAAGAAGUGGUACAAAAAGACUACAUGGAUGUAUCUGGCAGUUCCAAUUGUUUUAUACGCUUGUGAACGUUUAGUUCGUGCAUUCAGGUCUGGCAACAAAUCAGUAAAGAUUCUGAAGGUUGCAGUGUAUCCCGGGAAUGUUCUAGCUCUGCAUAUGUCGAAGCCAAAUGGAUUUAAAUACACCAGCGGCCAAUAUAUAUAUGUCAAGUGCAGAGACAUAUCCCCAUUCCAAUGGCAUCCAUUUUCGAUUACUUCGGCUCCUGGAGAUGAUUACUUGAGCAUCCAUGUCCGGUCAGCCGGAGAUUGGACCUCACAGCUCAGAGCCAUUUUCUCCAAGGUAUGUCAGCCUCCAUGUCGUAAUGAAAGUGGCCUUCUAAGAGCUGAUGUUGCAAAAAGCUAUAACAAACCCACAAGAAUGCCAAAGCUAUUAAUAGACGGUCCCUAUGGAGCCCCAGCACAAGACUACAAAGAAUAUGAAGUUCUCCUCCUUGUUGGGCUUGGAAUUGGUGCCACUCCAUUGAUAAGCAUUGUCAAGGAUGUGCUUAACAACAUCAAAGAACAGAAAGAUAUAGAAGAUGGGGUAAUAGAAAGCGGUGUUAAAAACAGCAAGAGAAGAACUUUCGCAACCCGAAGAGCUUACUUCUAUUGGGUGACAAGAGAGCAAGGUUCUUUUGAGUGGUUUAGGGGAGUGAUGAAUGAGGUGGUUGAGAAUGAUGCCAAUGGAGUAAUUGAGCUUCACAACUACUGCACCAGUGUUUACGAAGAAGGAGAUGCUCGAUCAGCUUUGAUCACCAUGCUUCAGUCUCUUAACCAUGCCAAAAAUGGUGUUGAUAUAGUUUCAGGGACCAGAGUGAAAACACAUUUUGCUAGACCAAAUUGGCGCCAAGUUUUCAAGCAUGUUGCUACCAAGCACACAGACCAAAGAGUUGGAGUGUUUUAUUGUGGUGAUAAGAGAUUAGUUGGAGAUCUAAAGAUGCUAGCUCAAGAUUUUUCAAGGAAAACCACCACCAAGUUUGAUUUCCAUAAGGAGAACUUUUGAGCUUCAAUAUUUUUAUUUUUUGAAUUUUUCAGUUGUAACAUAUAUGUUUGCGCCUAUUGUGAGUCAUACAUGUAGAUGUGAUGUGUAGAACAACUCUUUUUCUUUAUUUAACAUAUAGGGUAUAUAUACAGAUCAUAUAUAUGAUAUUAUUCCUGUAAAAUGAAAGUUUAAGGGAAUGAACGAUGUAGAAAUAAAGAGAUAUAUUAAUGAGAAAAAAAAAAAAACAGCAUAACAUUGGCCAUGAAUCCAGAA
Ziziphus jujuba (common jujube) is the source of this 3342-nucleotide messenger RNA. RefSeq names its product respiratory burst oxidase homolog protein B. Lineage: Eukaryota; Viridiplantae; Streptophyta; Magnoliopsida; Rosales; Rhamnaceae. Bases 412 to 3090 code for a protein of 892 amino acids. The transcript has 13 exons. Gene Ontology annotation, molecular function: peroxidase activity; NAD(P)H oxidase H2O2-forming activity; calcium ion binding. Gene Ontology annotation, cellular component: plasma membrane. The record is from RefSeq and is a predicted model, not a curated record.